Molecule: messenger RNA, 3158 nt
Organism: Capsicum annuum
Lineage: Eukaryota; Viridiplantae; Streptophyta; Magnoliopsida; Solanales; Solanaceae
Product: probable glutamate carboxypeptidase AMP1
Exons: 10
Coding region: 215-2215 (666 amino acids)
Molecular function (GO): carboxypeptidase activity
Source: RefSeq, a predicted model, not a curated record
AAAAACAAAAUAAAAGAAGCAAUGAAACCCCACUCAACUUGUGUUCUCAUCAGUUACUUACAUCAAUUACACAACGCCAAAAAAGAAAGCAACAAUGAUUUGAACAUUUCCAAAUAGUAAUCCAGUCCCAGGUCACUUCACCAUUAUAGCACACCAUUUGUUCUUCUGACAAUCAUUAUUCAUUCUUUCAUUCAUCUGAGAAAACAAAGAAGAAAUGCUUCAACUAUGCUCUAACCUCCAUUUUUCUAACAAAAUCUCAAAACGAACCUGGACUUUUCUCUUUAUUCUCUUCAUUCUAGCUUUCUUUACAACCCUCCACCAUCACCAAAACGCAGCAGCAACUCAUAAAAGUUCCAAUUUCUACCUGGACACUUUCCUCUCUUCCGCCACUAACUACACCCUCGCUACUUACCUCCGUCACCUCACCCUCCACCCCCAUCUUGCUGGUACCACCCCUUCCCUUCACACUGCUAUUUACGUUAAAUCCCAUUUCCAAUCCUUAAACCUUAAAACCCAUGUAACUAACUACACUGUUCUCCUCUCAUACCCUUUAUUCUCUUCCGUUACUCUCCAUUUCCCUAACGGCUCGGUCCUUGCUUUAACCUUGUCUGAACCGGGUUUUUCCUCCUCAACGGGCAUCGUGAAGCCGUAUCACGCUUAUUCACCAUCCGGGUCGGCGUACGGUAAACCGUGUUUUUUGAAUUAUGGGAGGGAAAAGGACUAUAUCACGGUCAGUGCGCAUGGGGUGAAGGUUAUGGGAUGUAUUGGGAUAGUGCGGAGAGGUGGUGGUUUGUCAAGGAAUGAGGUGGUGGAGAAGGCGGCGGUGCGUGGGGUGAAGGCGGUGUUGAUGUUUACGGAGGGUGAUGAUGAUCAGUUUGCAGGAGGGGUUGAAAGAGGAACAGUGAUGGGUGGUUUAGGGGACCCACUAAGUCCAGGGUGGGGUGGGGUUGAAAAUGGUGAGAAGUUGAAAGUAGAUGACCCGCUAGUGAUGCAAAGGUUUCCUAGUAUACAUUCAUUGCCAAUAUCAAUGAUGUCAGCAGAGAGAAUAUUGACGUUACUCGAGGGAGCUGAGAUGCCUUAUGAAUGGAGAAAGAGUAUGAAAUGUAGUACUAGUGGAAGACUUGGCCCUGGCCCGAUAAUGCUCAACUUUACCUACCAGGGUGAGAGAAAGAUAGCAACAGUUCAUAAUGUUUUUGCUGUCGUAAAGGGAUCAGAAGAGCCCGAUCGUUUUGUACUUCUUGGAAACCAUAGAGAUGCAUGGACUUAUGGAGCAGUUGACCCCAAUAGUGGAACUGCUGCCCUGCUUGACAUUGCUCGUAGAUAUGCUCUUCUCAUGCGUUUGGGUUGGAAUCCUCGAAGAACAAUCAUUUUCUGCAGUUGGGAUGCAGAGGAGUUUGGGAUGAUUGGAUCGACUGAGUGGGUUGAGCAGAAUCUUCUCAACCUUGGUUCUAAAUCUGUGGCCUAUCUAAAUGUGGAUUGUGCAGUUCAAGGCCCUGGGUUUUUUCCCAGUACCACUCCUCAGUUUGACAAUCUGCUUACAGAGAUCACCAAGAAGGUUACUGACCCAGACUCAGAGGGCAUGACUGUUUAUGAAAGAUGGACAGCUUCUAAUAGAGGUAUCAAGAUUCAACGGCUUAGUGGAGUAGAUUCAGACUUCUCCCCAUUUUUGCACCAUGCAGGUGUUCCUUCUGUUGAUCUGUACUAUGGCAGAGAUUUUCCAGUUUAUCACACAGCAUUUGAUUCCUACAACUGGAUGGUAAAUUUUGGGGAUCCAUUCUUUCAGCGGCAUGUGGCAGUGACAGCAGUUUGGGGACUUCUUGCACUUCGCUUGGCUGAGGAUCCGAUUUUACCUUUUAACUUUCUCCCAUAUGCCACUGAGCUGCAGGACUAUACGCGUAUCCUGAGUGACUUGUUGGAAGGAAGCAGCAUCUCGUUGCGUCCUAUUACUGCUGCCACUCAAGAACUUGCAGCUGCAGCCAAAGAAACUCUAGAAGAAGCAAAGAAACUGAAAGAAGAUGAAGCCAUGGAUCAGCACACAGCACUGAAACGACGGAUAUUAAAUGACCGGCUCAUGUUUGCUGAGAGGGGCUUUUUGGAUGCAGAAGGGCUUCAGGGAAGACCAUGGUUCAAGCAUAUGGACUAUUUUCAUCAAAUUGGUCUGCUCCAAAUGUUGCAGUGUAGGCGUACACUCCCAUUGCCAAGGUCAAUUUACUAAAUGGACAUGUAGAAGAGCACACUUGGUAUAGUCCAGUUGGAUGCACAAGUGGUUUUCUCGUCUCCACAGACAUUGACCUUGACGGAGAAAAUCUAUUAUGAUGAUGAUACUAAUUCCUGCUAAAGAGGAAUAUUAUCAAAUCUUAGUUCCUAGUAUUUCAAUAUCUCAUGAAUUGUGAAAUGAUAAGAUUAACAUUUAAGAUCAUUUACAGCCACCACAAAAAUAGCUGGGAGGAUGGCAUAGGUCUUGUAUCUUCCCCGGUAGGAAUCACAUAAGACAGCUCCCAGAGGGUGAAGAUGUGAACUGUCCCUGUCCAUUUACUGACAUUUUUUGCUGCUUCAGCAUCGUCUUUCUCCAUAACUUUAGUAAGAAAUAUGACUGAACGUCGGUGCUUUUUUUCCCUCUUUAGUAUGUCCGAAAACUUGAUCUGUUUAUUCUAAUGAAAGGUAUUUCUCCCUCGUAUAAUUUGGCUGUUUGUAAAUUGGCACUGUAUCUUAUUUAAGGAUUAAUUUGACAUAGCACAAAUCAUUCUGCUGGUUCACAUUCAAACCAUUGAUUAGUUAAUAAAUUAUGUAACAAACUCUAGUAAAAUACAUCUAUAAGAAAAAUAACGUUGUACUCGUAGGUCAAACUUGGUUUACUUUAUCAGUAAGGGAAGGAGGGAGAUACUCCCUCCGUCCAUCUUUACUUGUCUACUAUACUAAAAAUAGAUGUGCACCAAUAUUUGUUCAGUUUGGAAAACCAAUGGAUAACUUACACAUUUUAUACUCAGUUAUUAAUUACAGUCAUUACCUAAUACAUUUCUCAAAGCAUUAAAUUAAUUAUAUGAACGGGUUAUAUGGUAAAAUUACCACUAUAAUUUACUGUUUCGUAAUUUGUGUGCCAAGUAAUAGUGGACAACUAUUGAUGGACAGAGGGAGUAUUACUCUUACAAGUGUUUUGA